AUGGACGGAGACGGAUUCGACUUGUGGAGCUCGCAGCCGUCGGCGAGCGGCCCUGCCCGCGCCGGUCUCGACCUCAACUCGCAAGCGCCGGCGGCGGAGGGGUUCCCGGGGAUUCGGCUGUACGAAGACUUCCUCCAGGCCGACGACGUCGAGGUCCUUCCUGGACGCGGCAGGGGCUCCGGCCUCCCUCCCUAUCGCCCACCGCGUGCCGGAGCAGGAGACGCGUGGGCGACUCCGGCGCCCCAGCAUGCCCGACAACUACUCUUUGGCGGCUCCUCCUCGGCGGCAGCCGGUCGCGGAGGAGGAAACGGUGGCGGCUACACCGGCAGGUCGUCGUCGGGGGCAGGCGCUGGUGUUCGGCAGCGCGCGAACUCGGCCGCCGCAGCAGCCGGCCGGCGUCCCCAGCGCACCAACACGGCUUCUCGUGGCAGCGGUGGCCAGGGCGUACCGCUUCCCCGAGCACCGAGGGCACCGAGGGCACCGAGGAGUGGCGUCCGUGGGCAAGCAUCCGGCUCCGGCGGUACCUUCGACAUUGACGAUGAAGCAAUGGAGGAUAACGUGGAGGAGUUAGCGAGCUCCGGCGGUCCCCCGGUGAGCCAUUCCAGUCGAGCCCAAUGGAAUGAUGCAAAUAAUGCUUGCUUGUUAGAAUUGUGCAUAGAGCAACGUAGAGCAGGAACGUAUAAUGGUUCACAAAUGAGUGGUGAAGGGUAUCAAGCCGUUGUCGAUGGCUUACUUGCCAGAAGAAGGUUGGUGUACACCCGUGGACAAGUGAAGAACCAAAUAGGCGUACUCAAACACACCCACGCUUUCUGGCGCUACUUGCAAACGCACACAGGGUUGGGGAGGAGACCAGAUGGAUCCAUUGAUGCAGAUCAUGAUUUAUGGCUAACUCAUACAGAGAAAAAACCAUACUUAAAGAAGCUUCUGACGAGUCCUCCAGCAAACGAGGACUUGCUUGAUGAACUGUUCAGAGGGUACACUGUGGAUGGCACCACAGCCUUUGUGCCUGGUGAUGAUUAUGGUGACAAUGAGGGGCAAGAUGCAAGGACAGAAGAUGAUGAAGAAGAAGAGUUUGCACAAACACCUACAAGUAGAAGCAGCCAGAGGAGUCAGAGGGGCAAGAGGGCAUUGAACAGCACUACAAGCACUUUGACCAGUCCAGUGAAGAGGAGCAAGAGCCCAAUGGUGAAGAUUGUGAAGGACAUAGCCAGUACCUUCAAAGAAUCUGUCGCAGCCAACACUAAGCAAAUCCAGAAACGUGCAAAUGACAAGGCUGCAUUUUCUGUCAAGAGGUGUCAGGAGCUGGCAUUUGAGUGUGGCGUUGAGAAAACCGUUGACUCUGUCUAUGCUAUGUCCAAGAUGUUCGAAACAGAGUACCAAAGGGAGUUCUUCUGUGGCCAGUUAACUCCUGAGCUUAGGUUGGGUUACUUCAAGAAAUGGUGCAGGGACAAGAAUUUGGAGUAG
Miscanthus lutarioriparius is the source of this 1464-nucleotide messenger RNA. The record is from the annotation of a GenBank genome assembly. Lineage: Eukaryota; Viridiplantae; Streptophyta; Magnoliopsida; Poales; Poaceae.